Messenger RNA from Hemiscyllium ocellatum (epaulette shark), 4261 nucleotides. It is a transcript of the gene npnta, whose product is annotated as nephronectin a. Gene Ontology annotation, cellular component: membrane. The transcript has 13 exons. Gene Ontology annotation, molecular function: calcium ion binding. Bases 386 to 2152 code for a protein of 588 amino acids. The record is from RefSeq and is a predicted model, not a curated record. Lineage: Eukaryota; Metazoa; Chordata; Chondrichthyes; Orectolobiformes; Hemiscylliidae.
GGGAGUCGACCUCUCCCACUCUGUCCCAGAAACUCCCCACGCACUUGACAGCAGGAAAGUAACUCCUCCCACAGCCCAGAGUGAGAGGAGACAGAGAUAGAGAAGGGAAUAGAGGGAGGGAGGGAGAGACAGGACAGCAGCCCCACUGCUGAAUUUCUGACAACACACAGACAGCCCGAGGGACUGGACCUCCGAGUGGUUCCUGCACAGACUGGGGCGCGAUCCAAACCCCUUUCCCCGGGAGGAGGAAGGGGGCAGCCGGGGGGAUAUUUGGAAGGCGGUGGGACAAGUGGAAGUCAGCCUUUUGCAGCCCCGAGUGCACGCCGGCUCCUUUCCCGGGGAUCAGGAAGGCGCUGCUGCCGGUGAAGGAGAGGAGACAGGCACCAUGAGGGGUUUGGUCUUGCAGCUGUUGGCCCUCUCUACAUUGUGUGUGUCUCUCACCGAGGAACAGAGCAACAGACACAGAGUCCGCAAGCAUCGGUCUAUUCGGGGAGGCAUGUGUCGCUAUGGUCUUCGGACAGACUGCUGCUGGGGAUGGAAUCGUAGACCCUGGGGACAGUGCCAGCCUUUCAUCCCGUUAAUGCAGAGAAUAUGUCGAGUAACGUACCCUCUGAAAGCUGUGUGCCAACACGGAUGUAAACAUGGCGAGUGUGUGGGACCAAAUAGAUGCAAGUGCUACCCAGGGUACACAGGCAAAACCUGCAAUCAAGAUUUUAAUGAAUGUGGGAUGAAACCUCGCCCAUGCAAACAUCGAUGUAUGAAUACAUAUGGCAGCUACAAAUGCUACUGUCUGAAUGGCUACAUGCUCAUGUCCGAUGGAUCCUGUGCCAAUAUGCGGUCAUGUGCAAUGGCAAACUGCCAGUAUGGCUGCGAUGAGGUGAAAGGAGACAUUCGGUGUCGUUGUCCAUCACCGGGGCUGCAGCUUGGACCUGAUAGGAGGACCUGUGUGGAUGUCGAUGAGUGUGCCACAGGGAGUGUUGUGUGCCCAAGGUUUCGGAAAUGCAUCAAUACCUUUGGAAGUUACUACUGCAAAUGUCAUGAUGGUUUUGAACUGAGAUACUACAACGGCAAAUACCGCUGUCUAGAUGUUGACGAGUGUGCAAGGAGGACACAUAAAUGCAGUGCUUUCGCGACUUGUCAGAACACACCAGGCUUGUACAAGUGCAAAUGUAUAACCGGCUACAGGGGGAGCGGUUUCAGCUGCACACCUGACAGGAGGAUAAUCAAUGGAAAGUUGCCAUUUUUUCCAAUACCACCCAAAGACAAUAAAACUACGAAUAAUGUUGAUCUGGAGAUUACCACCCCGACAAUCGCUGUGAGGAAACCAAUCCCAGUGACCCCAGCUCGGAGAAUUAAUACCCCACCACUCAUCACCUUCAAGCCAGAGGUCAAAACAGAAAAUCCCACCCCUGCUGCAAAUGCAGACACCACCACAUCCUUGAUAACAACCUCGACUGUAGCCUCAACCACAACCUCAACUGUAGCCACAACCACAGCCACGACUAUAGCCUCAACCACAAGAUCAACUACAGCUGCGACUGUGGACAACAGGAUCCCGAAUGAGGUGCCCCGGCAAAGAGGAGAUGUUUUCAUUCCACGCCAGCCUGGAGGGAAUGGGGCAUUAUUUGGCCUUCUGGAUAUUGAGAAGGGGAUUACUGCAGAGGAGAAUGAUGCAAGGGAUGACCAAGACAUUUUGAUGAACAGCUGCAACUUUGACCAUGGAAUGUGUGGCUGGACCCAGGAGAAAGAAUCAGGAAUUCACUGGGAGCGAGUUCCUGCCCCUUCAGGUCGCAGCUGGUAUCUGACUCUCCUCAGUUCUAACGACAAACAGAGAGAAGUGGCUCAUCUUAUUUUUGUGUUGGGACAAGGGGCACAUCCAGGCAACCUCUGUCUAACGUUCAGGCACAAACUGUCUGGAGACUCUGUUGGUAAGAUCCAGGUCUUUGUGAAGAGGAAUGGCAGAUACGGGCAUGUCCUCUGGGAGAGGAACAGAGGGCACAGCUGGAGGACCAGUCGGUUCACAUUGAAAGGACCAGGUCUCGAGAGUAUCGUCUUCAAAGGAGUGCGCGAGAGGGAGAUAGGAGAAAUCAGCCUGGAUGAUAUCAACCUGCAGAAUGGCCACUGUUCUGGAAAAACUCUGCGACAGUGGUAAACCGAGGAGAGCCAUUUAUGGAAGAACUCCGUCUCAUUCCCCCAUGACCCGCCACCUGUGUGAGGGAUGGUCAUGAGGGGAGAGAUUAAAUAGCCGGUUGCCUUUCUCUUUGCUAAAGUUGCACAGAGGAGCCAAAUCUAGCCGGACAAAGCCCCCUGAGGGCACAAGAACUUCAAAUGAGCUCAGUGUUUCUAUUAAAGUUUACCCUGUAUGUGUCUGUGGUCCCUCAGUAAGAACGUGACUAUGAAAUCUCCAUUGUUGAAGAGGGGCUGAAUUGUACACCAUUUCUUUACGAAACAGCUAGUUAAUCAAGAUGUCACGACAUAACCCAGGAUAACAACGUGUGGCUUAGCUGGAUGUUAAUGUUUACCUGAAACCCGUGAAUCAGUUGAAUAUCUCGGUUCAAUCCUGCUGAAUGAAGAUUUCCCAAUUCCUAUGCCUCAGGCAUGAGGCUUCUCGAAUUACCUGAAUUUUGUGCCAUACCACUGCCACAACCACUGCCGUAUUUGAUUGACUACCCUUUUCAGGGAAGAGGGGGUGGAGAGAACCUCUUUAGAGUCUCACCAAGGAACAAUUAAAAUGACUCUCCCUCUUCUUUUCCCCUUUCCCAACACCAAUGACAAACAUCACAGGAAUCCUGUGGCUGCUCUCAGCUGUAAUGCUCUCGGUCUCAUUACAGGCAUGUAGCUAUGGGGAUUUCUGUUAAAUUACUCCCACUUACGUUUCAGCUGAAGCUAAAAAAGUAUCUCAAUCCCCACCUCCCCCUGCCCCCUCCAUUUCAAAAUACAUUUGCAACAACAGGAAAGCACUAUUGUCAGCGUUAGUGGGUGAGUUGAUCAUUUUACAGUUACACAUCCCACCUAGUCCUGAUAUUGUGUGGGCGGUUGAUUAAAGUCCCCAUAACCACCCAAAAAUGUACUGAAUGUCAAUGAAUUUCUAAUGUUUAAGGGCUGUCAUCUAACUCUAUUUAACAUUAAUUUUUUUUUCUGAUUGAGUAUUUACUGAAAUUAUCUGUAUUUGUCAAGGCACUCCAUGGUACUGUGUGUAACAUUGCAGGGAAGUAUUGUCUUGUGCUGUGUUUUUCUACAAGCUUUUGCAGGCAGCUAUUGAGAAGGUUUGUAGCAGUGCUUUAUAAGAUGGCAAUGCGAACAAAUCAGAAUGUGCAGCUUUUGUAAGGCCACAGAAUCAUUGCUACAAACCCAGAAAAUAAACAUUAAGCGCGCUUUUUAAAAAAGUUUCUGUCAUGCAAUAAGUUUUUAAACUGAUUUUUGUUCUAUCAAGGAGAAGCAUGAUAUAUUCAAAUCAUGAUAGCCCUUGUUCUAUAGUCAGGAUGCAGGAAACCGGUCCUGGAUGACUAGGUGGAGUCACUCAUUUUGAUUUUGUUUUAAUUUACAGUUUAACAAACCUCCCAUAAAGUUAUAUUACAGCAAAACUGCGACCUUGCCUCUUCUCCACACUCUCACCACUACUUAUAAUAGUGGCUUGAGAAUGGGAAUAUUCAAGUCAGUGUGGUCAUUCUGCGAAUGUGUUUGUUAGCCUUUUGUCUGUUUUUAGUAAGUUGUGUUAAACAAUACUCAUAACAGUGUUGAGUGACACUUAUUCAGAGGUCACUGAUUCUUUUGCCAUUAUACAAUGCUUGUAUUGUCUAGUAUCAAUGAUUAUUUCCUGCCUCAUAUUUUAUUAGUAAAUCAUUUGUCCUGAGUAUAUAGUCAUUCCCCCACUUAACUUGCUCGCCAUCAACUGAUCCACGAAAUAUGAUUGGCCAGAAUAUAAUGACAAUCUAUGAAUGUUCACCACAAACUGUUAGUGACUAGUAACGAUAAUUAGUACAAGCAGGAAUGGCAUUUCUUUACAAGCUGACAACCAAACCUUAUCUUUUGUUUUAAACUUGUCAUUACUUGAUAAAGUUAUUCUAGACACCAGAGGGAAAAAAAAAAGGUGCUGUUUUCAUAAUAAAACUGACUUGUGCAAAGAUGCCUGGUCUCAUCGUUGUAAGGGUGAUUCAGUAAUUACCUUCAGCAAUUGCUGAAUAGUUUGCCCAAACAACAGAUCCUUUGAGGAAUCUGGUUGCCUGCAUUACAUGGGGAAAUAAAACAUGGAAUAUUUCUA